This is a messenger RNA of Pygoscelis adeliae (Adelie penguin), 5892 nucleotides long. RefSeq names its product otoferlin (gene OTOF). The record is from RefSeq and is a predicted model, not a curated record. The transcript has 46 exons. Gene Ontology annotation, molecular function: AP-2 adaptor complex binding; calcium ion binding. NCBI's taxonomy places the organism in Eukaryota, Metazoa, Chordata, Aves, Sphenisciformes, Spheniscidae. Gene Ontology annotation, biological process: synaptic vesicle priming; plasma membrane organization. Bases 1 to 5892 code for a protein of 1963 amino acids. Gene Ontology annotation, cellular component: synaptic vesicle membrane; presynaptic active zone membrane.
AUGGGUGAAUUCGGGAUCUUCUGCAAAUACUUGCUCUUCAGGCUGGCUGCAGGGGAAGAGCAGAAAAAUGGGCUCUCCUUCUACACCCGAGUGCUUGAAAACUGCGAGGACGAGGCCAGGUUUGAUGAGACCUUCCGCUGGCCGGUGGCAAGCAAUAUCGACGGGAAUGAGAUCCUGGAGAUCCAGGUGUUCAACUACAGCAAAGUCUUCACCAACAGGCUCAUUGGCACUUUCCGGAUGGUCCUGCAAAAGGUGGUGGAGGAAGGGCAGGUAGAGGUGACAGACACGCUCAUAGACGACAAUAAUUCAGCCAUUCAGACCAGCAUCUCCAUAGAGAUCAGGUACCAGGCUCUGGACGGGACAGUGGGCACAUGGAACGACAAGGAGUUCCUGGAGACCCCCAGUGUCCGCUCAGAGGGGGAUGGCAGGUACCCCUUAGAGACAGAGAGCCUCCUCUCCGGCCACCGGCAGGGCACGGACAGCUCUCCGGGCAAAUCCAACCAGCAGUCCGCAGAGAGGAGCUUCAGAAGAGCUGGGAAAGGAGUUUUUUCAGCCAUGAAGCUUGGCAAGACACGUCCGUCAAAGGAUGACCAUCGGAAACAAGAUGAACCCGCUGUUUUGGAGGCAGAAGACCUGGACCGAAAAGCCAUGAGACAGGGAUGUGGACUGGAGCCAGACACCAUCUCCUUGGCCUCCGUCACAGCUGUCACCACCAACGUUUCGAAUAAGAGGUCCAAGCCUGACAUCAAAAUGGAGCCGAGUGCUGGGAGGCCAAUGGACUACCAGGUCAGCAUCACCAUCAUCGAGGCCCGGCAGCUGGUUGGGCUCAACAUGGACCCCGUGGUCUGCGUGGAGGUUGGAGAGGAGAAGAAAUACACAUCCAUGAAGGAAUCGACCAAUUGCCCUUACUACAAUGAGUACUUCGUCUUCGAUUUCCACGUCCCCCCGGAUGUCAUGUUCGACAAGAUCAUCAAGCUGUCCGUGAUCCACUCAAAAAACCUCUUGCGCAGUGGGACUUUGGUAGGCUCCUUCAAGAUGGACGUUGGAACCGUUUAUACCCAACCUGAGCACCAGUUCUACCACAAAUGGGCCAUCCUUUCAGACCCCGAGGAUCUCACCGCCGGGCUGAAAGGUUACCUGAAGUGUGACGUCGCCGUGUUAGGGAAAGGGGACAACAUCAAGACACCACACAAAGCCAAUGAGACGGAUGAGGAUGAUAUUGAAGGGAACCUCCUCCUCCCGGACGGGGUCCCUCCGGAGAGGCAGUGGGCCCGUUUCUACAUCAAGAUCUAUCGAGCAGAGGGACUGCCCCGUAUGAACACCAGCAUCAUGGCCAACGUGAAGAAGGCUUUCACUGGCGAGAACAAGGACUUGGUAGACCCCUAUGUGCAGGUGGUCUUUGCAGGGCAGAAGGGGAAGACAACCAUACAAAAAAGCAGCUAUGAGCCUCUCUGGAAUGAGCAAAUAGUCUUCACAGAAAUGUUCCCUCCAUUGUGCAAGCGGAUAAAGAUCCAGAUCCGAGACUCGGACAAAGUCAAUGAUGUGGCCAUUGGUACCCAUUUCAUUGAUUUGCGGAAGAUCUCUAAUGAAGGAGACAAAGGCUUCCUGCCCACCUUUGGCCCUGCGUGGGUGAACAUGUAUGGCUCCACUCGGAACUACACCCUGAUGGACGAGCACCAAGAGCUGAACGAGGGUCUGGGUGAAGGCGUCUCCUUCCGGGCCAGGCUUUUGAUGAGUCUUGCUGUAGAGAUCUUGGACACCACCAACCCGGAGAUCAACAGCUCCACCGAGGUGCAAGUCGAGCAGGCCACAUCAAUUGCUGAUAACUGCACUGGGAAGAUGGAGGAGUUCUUUCUCUUUGGAGCCUUCCUGGAAGCUACCAUGAUCGACAGGAAGAUUGGUGACAAACCCAUCAACUUCGAGGUCACAAUAGGUAACUAUGGGAACCAGAUCGAUGGCAUAAGCAAACCUAUCCUGCGGAGGAAGAAAGAGGGAGGGGAUGGGGAUGAGGAGGAGUCCGAGCUGCUCCAGAACUCAAGUGAGGAUGAAGGUGAUGAGGAUGGAGAGCUGGCCUCUGUUUCCUCAUCUCAACCCGUGAAGCCCCUGGUCACAGACAGGAACUACUUCCACCUGCCGUACUUUGAGAAGAAGCCCUGUAUCUAUAUCAAGAGCUGGUGGCAGGACCAGCGCCGCAGAUUGUAUAACGCCAACAUCAUGGACAAGAUUGCGGACAAGCUGGAGGAAGGGCUCAACGACGUGCAGGAAAUGAUCAAAACGGAGAAGCCGCACCCGGAGCGCCGGCUCCGAGGGGUCCUGGAGGAGCUGAGCAGUGGGUGCUUGCGCUUCGUGACGUUGGCUGACAAGGACCAGCACCACUCCUCCCGCACAAGGCUGGACCGGGAAAGGCUCAAGUCCUGCACGCGGGAGCUGGAGAACAUGGGGCAGCAAGCCACGACUCUGCGGUCGCAGGUGAAGAAGAACACGAUGAAAGACAAGCUGAAGCUGGUGCAAAACUUCCUGCAGAAACUCCGGUUCUUGGCAGAUGAGCCCCAGCACACUAUUCCCGACAUCUUCAUCUGGAUGAUGAGCAACAACAAGCGCAUUGCCUACGCCCGCAUCCCUUCCAAGGAUAUCCUCUACUCCAUUGUGGAUGAGGAGAUGGGCAAGGACUGCGCCAAAGUGAAGACCGUCUUCCUCAAGCUACCCGGGAAGAGGGGGUUUGGACCUGCUGGCUGGACAGUUCAGGCCAAGAUGGAGGUGUACUUGUGGCUAGGCCUCAACAAACAGCGCAAAGACUUCUUGAGUGGCCUGCCCUGUGGCUUUGAGGAGAAGAAGACCGCCAGAGGCCAAAACCUGCCGUCCUUCCCACCCAUCAGCCUCCUUUACACCAAGAAGCAGGUUUUCCAGCUGCGAGCCCACAUGUACCAAGCCAGGAGUUUAUUUGCGGCUGACAGCAGUGGCCUUUCAGACCCCUUUGCACGAGUCUUCUUCAUCUCCCAGAGCCAAUGCACCGAGGUUCUCAACGAGACCCUUUGCCCGACCUGGGACCAGCUGCUGGUCUUCGACAAUGUGGAGCUGUAUGGGGAAGCUCAUGAGAUGCGGGAUGACCCUCCCAUAAUUGUCAUUGAGAUCUAUGACCAGGACACAGUGGGCAAAGCUGACUUCAUGGGCCGCACCUUUGCCAAACCAGUGGUGAAGAUGUCGGAUGAGCACUACUGCCCCCCGCGCUUCCCCCCACAGCUGGAGUACUACCAGAUCUACCGGGGCAACUCCACAGCAGGCGACCUGCUGGCUGCCUUCGAGCUGCUCCAGAUUGGCCCUGGGGGCAAGUCAGACCUGCCCCCAAUCGAUGGCCCCACAGACGUGGACCGGGGCCCCAUCCUGCCAGUGCCACUGGGGAUUCGGCCGGUGCUGAGUAAAUACAGAGUGGAGAUCUUGUUUUGGGGGCUGAGGGAUCUGAAGAGAGUGAACCUGGCCCAGGUGGACCGGCCCCGGGUGGACAUUGAGUGUGCUGGGAAGGGGGUCCAGUCAGCCCUCAUCCAGAACUACAAGAAAAACCCCAACUUCAGCACUUUGGUCAAGUGGUUUGAAGUGGAUCUCCCGGAGAAUGAGCUGCUUCACCCACCCCUCAACAUCCGGGUGGUGGACUGCCGGGCUUUCGGGCGUUACACCCUGGUGGGGUCCCACGCCGUCAGCUCCCUCCGAAAGUUCAUCUACCGCCCACCAGAUAAGAAAGCCCAGCACUGGAAUAUGACAGCUAAACACCUCAACGGCUAUCUGGCAAUGGCCAAUGGGGCCCAUCGCUCUCACCCCACAGGGGAGAUCGUUGUCAAUAUGGAACCAGAGGUUCCCAUCAAGAAGAUGGAGACGAUGGUGAAGCUGGAAGCUAACUCCGAUGCGGUGGUGAAGGUGGACGUGUCUGAGGAAGAGAAGGAGAAAAAGAAAAAGAAGAAGAAAGGAGGAGGAGGAGAAGAAGUAGAAGAGGAGGAGCCGGACGAGAGCAUGCUGGACUGGUGGUCCAAGUAUUUUGCUUCAAUUGAGACUAUGAAGGAGCAACUCCGGCAGCAGGAAGCAGCCGCAGCAGAAGCGGAGGAGAAGGAAGAAAUGGAGACUGCAGAGGGCUCCAAAGGUCAGGCGAAGAACAAGGAGAAGUCCAAGGCACCCAAAGACGAUAAGAAGAAGAAGCAACAGUCAGCCCCUGAGCUUCCCGAGAAGAAGAACAAGCAGAAGAUUGACGAACUGAAGGUCUUCAACAAAGAGCUGGAAACAGAGUUUGAUAACUUUGAGGACUGGCUGCACACCUUCAACCUGCUCCGUGGGAAGAUUGGGGACAACGACGACAAUGCAACAGAAGAGGAGCGGACAGUGGGGAGGUUCAAAGGCUCCAUGUGUGUCUACAAAGUGCCGCUCCCUGAUGAUAUCACCAAGGAGGCAGGAUACGACCCCAACUUUGGCAUGUUCCAGGGGAUCCCCAGCAACGACCCCAUCAAUGUGCUGGUCCGAGUCUAUAUUGUGCGGGCCACGGACCUUCACCCAGCUGACAUCAACGGGAAAGCCGACCCCUAUAUUGCCAUCAAGCUGGGGAAGACGGACAUCAAAGACAAGGAGAACUACAUCUCCAAGCAGCUGAACCCUGUCUUUGGAAAAUCCUUUGACAUCGAGGCCACCUUCCCCAUGGAGUCCAUGCUGACAGUGGCGGUGUACGACUGGGACUUGGUGGGGACUGACGACCUCAUUGGAGAGACCAAGAUUGAUCUGGAGAACCGCUACUACAGCAAGCACCGAGCUACAUGUGGGGUGUCACAGACUUACUCCAUACAUGGUUAUAACACCUGGCGUGACCCCAUGAAGCCCUCCCAAAUCCUGUCCAAGCUGUGCAAAGAGGGCAAGGUGGAUGGGCCGCACUUUGGGCCAGGAGGAAGAGUGAAAGUUGCCAACAGGGUCUUCACCGGCCCCACGGAGAUUGAGGACGAAAAUGGUCAGAAGAGGCAGACAGAUGAACACCUGGCCCUGACUGUGCUGCGCCACUGGGAGGACAUCCCACCUGCCACUGAUAUUUCCCCCAGGAAACCAAAGAAGUAUGAGCUUAGAGUGAUAGUGUGGAACACAGACGAGGUCAUCCUGGAGGACGAUGACUACUUCACCGGCGAGAAAUCCAGUGACAUUUUUGUCAGGGGGUGGCUGAAGGGUCAGCAGGAGGACAAGCAAGACACGGACGUCCAUUACCACUCACUCACUGGUGAAGGCAACUUCAACUGGCGCUACAUCUUCCCCUUUGACUACCUGAUGGCGGAGGAGAAAAUCGUCAUCUCCAAGAAGGAGUCCAUGUUCUCCUGGGAUGAGACCGAGUACAAGAUCCCAGCUCGCCUCACCCUGCAGGUCUGGGAUGCUGACCACUUCUCGGCCGACGAUUUCCUCGGUAAGCGGGGGGGGGGUCUGCUGUGCUGGGGCAAUGGGGCGGCCAGCAGGGAGCCCACGGCUGGACACAUAGGGAGCAGCAUGGUGACGAACGAGGCAGAGCUGCCCAUGGUCUCCAUCUUCAAGCAGAAGCGGGUGAAGGGCUGGUGGCCGUUCGUGGCCAGAGAUGAGAAUGAUGAGCUGGAGAUUACCGGGAAAGUGGAGGCUGAACUGCACCUUCUGACGGCAGAGGAGGCAGAGAAAUCCCCCGCUGGGCUGGCUCGCAACGAGCCUGAUCCACUGGAGAAACCCAACCGCCCGGACACGUCCUUCAUCUGGUUCCUGAACCCACUCAAGUCCAUCAAAUACCUCAUCUGCACGCGCUACAAGUGGCUCAUCAUCAAAAUCGUGCUGGCCCUGUUGCUCCUCAUCAUGAUCGCCCUCUUCCUCUACAGCAUGCCAGGCUACAUGGUCAAGAAGCUGCUGGGAGCAUGA